UUGAGCUGCAUCACUCUUAACGGCUUGUCUUAACUGUCCCUUUCCUUAACUAACGGUUUGUUUCAAGCUCGGCCUUCGAGCUCCAACGAAAACGAACAUGGCGUCCCUACCUUAUGCCGAAGUGGAUUCCAGCCUGAGAUCACUAGCAGGUCGUGCCGAGGGAUUCGGGCGGUUAUCGGUAGGAGGCCUCUAUGGGCCGGUCUAUUGCGUCACCACUCUCUCAGAUGAUGGUCCGGGAUCCCUUCGUGAAGGUUGCCGCAGAAAAGAGCCAUUCUGGAUUGUUUUUGAAGUUUCAGGUGUGAUUCAUCUUUCUUCUUACUUGAGUGUAUCCUCUUAUAAGACAAUUGAUGGUCGGGGUCAAAGGAUAAAGCUCACGGGCAAGGGCUUAAGGCUGAAAGAAUGUGAACACAUAAUCAUAUGCAACCUUGAGUUUGAAGGCGGUAGAGGGCACGAUGUUGAUGGUAUUCAAAUAAAACCAAAUGCAAGGCACAUAUGGAUAGACCGCUGCAGUCUUCGUGAUUAUGACGAUGGACUUAUAGACAUUACCAGACAAAGCACUGAUAUAACUAUUUCAAGAUGUUACUUUACUCGGCAUGACAAGACAAUGCUUAUCGGGGCAGACCCCUCUCACAUUGGUGAUAGAUGCAUUCGGGUGACAAUUCAUCAUUGUUUUUUCGAUGGGACACGGCAAAGGCAUCCUCGCGUUAGAUUUGGAAAAGUUCAUCUAUACAACAAUUACACCAGAAACUGGGGUAUAUAUGCUGUUUGUGCCAGUGUGGAAUCCCAGAUAUACUCUCAAUGCAACAUAUAUGAAGCAGGACAGAAGAAAAAGACUUUUGAAUAUUAUACAGAGAAGGCAGCAGAUAUGGAAGAGGCAAAGUCUGGCUCAAUAAGAUCUGAGGGAGACUUGUUUCUGAAUGGAGCUCAAGCUUGCUUACUGACAGGGGCCAGUGAAGAAUGUGUGUUCCAUCCAAGUGAAUUUUACCCGACAUGGACAAUGGAAGCACCCUCAGAUUCUCUUAAAGAUAUUCUCCACAUUUGUACAGGUUGGCAAUCCAUUCCUAGGCCAGCAGAGCAGAAGGCAACUGCAUAGUUAUUAUUAAUAUCAUUACACAUUUGCGGUUAUUUGUACUUAUUAUCUCUACAGAGUUUAUCCUCUCCUUAAAAAAUGUUGAAAGUUGAAAUGCUAUAGCUGGCAACAUAUAUUUACCUUUGAGUAAGACAUGAAUUAAUAUAGUUCAAAGCUUGCUCAAGUCAACUUAAGACCAACUUGAGCGUAAUAAAAUCAACUUGUGGCAUA
This is a messenger RNA of Carya illinoinensis, 1300 nucleotides long. Its product is annotated as probable pectate lyase 4. The transcript has 5 exons. Bases 98 to 1093 code for a protein of 331 amino acids. The record is from RefSeq and is a predicted model, not a curated record. Gene Ontology annotation, molecular function: pectate lyase activity. NCBI's taxonomy places the organism in Eukaryota, Viridiplantae, Streptophyta, Magnoliopsida, Fagales, Juglandaceae.